AUGGCCGGACAACCCAGCCACAUGCCCCACGGAGGGAGCCCGAGCAGCCUCUGCCACACGCCAGGGCCCGCACACCCUCCUGACCCACAGAGGCACCCAAACAGCCUGUCUUUUCGCUGCUCGCUGGCAGACUUCCAGAUCGAGAAGAAGAUAGGCCGAGGACAGUUCAGCGAGGUGUACAAGGCCACCUGCCUGCUGGACAGGAAGACGGUGGCUCUCAAGAAGGUGCAGAUAUUUGAGAUGAUGGACGCCAAAGCCAGGCAGGACUGCGUCAAGGAGAUCGGCCUCCUAAAGCAACUAAACCAUCCCAACAUCAUCAAGUAUCUGGACUCGUUUAUUGAGGACAACGAGCUGAACAUUGUGUUGGAGCUGGCCGAUGCCGGUGACCUUUCGCAGAUGAUCAAGUACUUUAAGAAGCAGAAGCGGCUCAUCCCCGAGAGGACAGUUUGGAAGUACUUUGCACAGCUAUGCAGCGCCGUGGAGCACAUGCACUCUCGCCGGGUGAUGCACCGAGACAUCAAGCCUGCCAACGUGUUCAUCACGGCCACGGGCGUCGUGAAGCUUGGUGACCUUGGCCUGGGCCGCUUCUUCAGCUCUGAGACCACUGCAGCCCACUCCCUAGUGGGGACACCGUACUACAUGUCACCAGAGAGGAUCCACGAGAACGGCUACAACUUCAAGUCUGACAUCUGGUCUCUGGGCUGUUUGCUGUAUGAGAUGGCCGCUCUCCAGAGCCCCUUCUAUGGAGAUAAAAUGAAUCUCUUCUCCCUCUGCCAGAAGAUCGAGCAGUGUGACUACCCGCCUCUCCCCGGAGAACAUUACUCUGAGAAGUUGCGAGAACUGGUCAGUAUGUGCAUCUACCCCGACCCCAACCAGAGACCGGACAUCGGAUAUGUGCUUCAGGUCGCCAAACAGAUGCACGUGUGGACGUCAAGCACCUGAACGUGGACGCAGCGUGCCUUAUCAGAGCCGCACCACUUUGCCUUACUUGAGUCUUCUCUCCGAAGUGGCCGCCUGGUAGCCUAGAUCAACUAAGACAAGAGGGUUCAGUGGGUUCCCCGGAGGGGGCCGGGCUUUACAGCAGAUGCCGAGUGCAGAGCAGCUGGGGGGAGGGUCACUGGUCACACCCUAACUGGUGGUCAAAUUCGAAAGUCCUUUCUUUAAACUGUUUGCGGAAAUCUCAGCUGGGUUGUUACCAAGGGUGGGUGGUUCGGUGAGCCGCUGACUCUCCCUUUGCAUCUGGAUUGUAAUGUGAAUCUUUAGGAGAAUUCCUUCAGUGACCUGUCAAGGUUUGUUAAGAACAAGAGAGUUGCGGGAGGCCGUGUGAUUUGUAGUGAGCCUUUCAAAAUGGUUAGUAGCAAGUUCGGUUUAGCUCUUAGAAUCUUUUCAAAAAAAAAAAAAAAAAUCAAGCUGUGUGCUUGCUCUGUCGUAAAAGGCUAAAGUGGAAAUCAUUUUUUUAACUAGCGUGGAGAUUUUUCCUAAUAUUUUUAUCUACGUUUAUAACUCACUGAAUGACGAGGAGGAGAACGCGGCAUCGGGCACAGGGCUUCACAGGCAGACCGCGUUCGGAAGCCCUGCGUGUCCUCCUCGCGGUCCGGCUCAGCCGUCCUCUCCUGAACACCGGCCUCGUGGCGGGCACCUCGUCACCUGCUCGAACGCCGGCAGGUUGUUUAACGAUCAGUGGGAAGCAAUUUCCUCAUGGGAAGGAAGCAUGGGAUACAAAAAAAUACAAAUAUAAAACAUGCCCUGGGGCUGUUCUCUGUACAAGUUCUGGUUCUGCAACUUCCUCCCACGACCCUGGGUAACUUUCUUAAAGCCUCUCUGAGCCUUACUUUCCUCAUCUAUAAAAUGGGACUAAGACUAUCUACCUUCGGCGUUGCUGACAGAAUUUGAACUAAAAUAUGCUCGUUACCUGGCUCAUUGUAGAUGAUCCCCAAUGGUAGCCACUCCCCCUUCACAAAACUGAAAUCCAUGGACCACGUAAGAAUUAACAUACAGCUGUAUCAUGUGUAGGAAACCAGAACUAUUGUGUGUUUAUUUCUUGUUCCCAAAUAGGAUUAACUGUGAAGACUAAUUUAUAAAUGUGAACUUAAGGAAAACUCAAGCUCUGAAGGAAAUCGUUUGCUUUUAUACUCAAGUUAAUCCUCAAAUGGUCUAAGUUGUCACCCGUUGACUUGGUGACAGUUCAGCCCUCCAGAUAGAGACAUGCCCGCCCUCUCUGCUGGCGUUCUGGUCAGGGGCUGAUUGCAGCCAGCUUGCUGACCAGGGGCCCAGCCUCCCUGGGGAUAAAGGACUCGGGCUGGGCCACUGCUCUGUUUCCAUGUGUGAACUCUGUUCUACUGUAACACUGCCGGGUUUGAGACAUUUUCUUCAGAUGCAACCUUCGCUUUGUACUUGUUCUUCAUGUUUGAAAUAAAAUGGGGUAAGAGGGGUCACUUCUGUGAA
Messenger RNA from Hyaena hyaena (striped hyena), 2445 nucleotides. RefSeq names its product NIMA related kinase 6 (gene NEK6). The transcript is spliced from 9 exons. The record is from RefSeq and is a predicted model, not a curated record. The coding region runs from base 1 to 942 and encodes 313 amino acids. Gene Ontology annotation, biological process: protein phosphorylation. Lineage: Eukaryota; Metazoa; Chordata; Mammalia; Carnivora; Hyaenidae. Gene Ontology annotation, molecular function: protein kinase activity; ATP binding.